This is a messenger RNA of Penicillium cosmopolitanum, 309 nucleotides long. RefSeq lists its product as uncharacterized. NCBI's taxonomy places the organism in Eukaryota, Fungi, Ascomycota, Eurotiomycetes, Eurotiales, Aspergillaceae. Bases 1 to 309 code for a protein of 102 amino acids. The record is from RefSeq and is a predicted model, not a curated record. The transcript has a single exon.
AUGCAUAAGAACAUAUCUCCCUCGGAAUACUGGAUUGGGGGCCUCGAGAAAUCAGAAGUCGGCCUGAAGAUUGAUCCUGUCUCAAAACGGGCAACUUUCAUGGUGAAUCAGGUUGCUGCAAAUCAGAACCAGGCCAUGUACAAGGAUGUGAUCAAAUAUGUCAACAAUAAAGAGGAUUUGGGAGAUGAUGAAAGCGAAGGUAUCAGAGCAAGCUUCACGGUUGGCCAUGUUGGCAUCUAUAGGGUGGACGGUGGCGACGAGUUUAAGCCGUGGAAGUCUAAUGAGGAUGGGGUCAUACGACGAAUUUGA